Molecule: messenger RNA, 3399 nt
Organism: Haemonchus placei
Lineage: Eukaryota; Metazoa; Nematoda; Chromadorea; Rhabditida; Trichostrongylidae
Source: the annotation of a GenBank genome assembly
AUGGGAGCGGGAGCAGAGGACGAAAAACCUUCGGAGCUUCUUCUAAAAUGCUUGGACAAUGGCCGAGUCGACGUGCUCUGCUCGAUUCUUUCACAAAUGAAAAACAAGCCGGAUUUCCACGAUCAAGUUGAUGUGCUGUGUUGCAAUGAGGGAACACUUCUUCACCGUGCCGUUGAAUUAGACUCUGCCGAUUUUGUUAGUGCUCUGCUGUCGAACGGUACCAACCCAUGUGUGCAAAAUGAAGAGGGAAGGACACCGUUCCAAAUGUGCAAGUCAGACGUUGUGCGGAACGCUUUCGUUCAAGAAGCGCUUCGUGCCAUCACAUUGUCAAACAAUGGCCGACUUUGCCAACUUAUUUCAUCUGGUCUAUCGGUUGAUUCCAUUGACUCAAAGCAGUCGCGCAAUACUUUGCUGAACUGGGCAUCGGAUUUCUCAACAGUAGAUAUUGUCAGAACUCUGUGUGACGGUGGUGCGAAUGUAAAUCUCCCUAAUGCUAAGGGCGAAACUCCCCUUUUCACAGCUGUUCGUCGCGGUGAUGAGCAAAUUGGAGAGGACGCUUUUUCAAUCGCUUCAGCUAAAGGAGGAGUACUUUUACCUCUACUCAGUAUGGACAAAUUGGCAAGAACUGUACGCCGAACUCAGUCGAUCGAAUCUGUGGAUUAUGAUCGCGCUUCAAUCGUAUCUUCAGAAGCUAUCUCCUCGCAGCUUUUUGCAGAUAAGGCUGAGAAAUAUCCAGAAGGUAAACCGGAGUCAUGGACUGACUUGAUAUGGCCGCAGCCGAAGUUGAUUCGAGUAUAUGAAACUAGUAAAGGAUUCUCUUUCCCGAAAGACAACAGAUUGAAAAUCUACUUCUGUGACGCAUCCAGUGGUUGUCCUCGCAGAAUGAUGCAAGCAAUACAAAUCAGUGCCCCUUUGCUUUCGAACAUUGGGCUUGAACUGGACUACCGCGGUCACAAGACAGCUGAUCACGAUCGCUCUUCCCUGGAUGGUAAAGUGACAUGUGGUAUUUUUUCUGAUGGACGUCCGUCAGGAUCCUAUGCACUAAAUAUCGAUUCGCGUGGUGUAGAAAUCGUCGGUAGCGACUACUGCGGUAUUCGUUAUGCCUUCGCGACUUUCGUACAAAUCAUUCGCCUUCAGAAGUUUGCAUCUCGUCGUGGUAACGAGAAUGAAACGGCAAACGCAAGUCAAAGUGGUUUCGUAAAUGGAUGGUUGCAGUCGAGUGACUCUGCGGCGAGUGGCGGUGACGUUGCGAGUGGAGUCCUUGUUUUAGGCGACACUAUUCCUUGCCUGACCGUGCGUGAUCACCCUGAUCGUCCGUUCCGAGCUAUUUUCCAGGACUUUUCUGGUUGCCGUAUUCUAAAUACAGAAACGCUCCUCCAACUUGCUACGCGUUUAUCUUAUUGUAAAGCCAACUUCCUUUUUGUGAACUUCGAAGUGCGUACAACUGACCGUUAUCAGCUACCUUAUACGAAUCGUGACUUGUUUCAUAUGAUGCAAGUUUGCGAAGAGCUUUUUGUCACGCUCGUACCCUCCCUUGACACACAAUCCAACUACAUCGAACCAGGUGCAGCUCGCGAAAUCAUUGAGCACUUCCUAGACGACUUCCCUCUCAGUAAGACUGCACACUUCGGACCCAAUCUCUCAAGUAUACUUUUUGCGCACAAAAAUGUGCUUGCCGCCAUACAACGCCGUGUGCCGAGAAUAUUCCUUUCAUCGCAUGUUGAUGAGAAGAAUUCCACUCUGUUGUCUUCGGUACCUUCCUACGUCACGUUGUGCAUUGAAGGUUGUUUUCCAUUUGAAGCAGAAGCAUUACUGUCGCCCAGAGUUUCCAUUGUGCUGAAGUUUUCAACAGGAGAUGACGGUUACUUAUGUGCUGCUCCAGAUUCCACUGCGAAAAAAGCUCUGUUGGCAGCUCGUUUAGGAGAAAAAUGCAAUGUUUUAGGUACGAUGGUUUGUGAUCUUUCCACUGGUUGUGAAGCGAUGCCGCCUUCAUUAUCAUACAUGUCGUUGCUGGCAUCAUUGGGUGUAGCCUGGAACGGGUCCUGCGAUAUGAAGAAGUUUGCUUUUCUACAACCCGCAAUAGCCGCUCAUCAUUUGCUUAUGGAUGGGGAUAUGACUGCUUUAUUCGAGCAAGCAGCUACAUUAGGGCGCGUAGAACACGAGCUCACAAAGUUUGCUUACGGAAUAUGGCGACCACCUCUCGGCAACUCGACUAUGUCUGAAGAAGGAGAUGCUCAAAUUAGUGGUUUUGGACUCAACAAAAAGAUGCCGAUUUCGGUAUUUGUGGAAAUGAUCUUGAAUCCUGAAAAUCUCAAUCUCGAACGUCUUACACCAAUUAUAUUCAAGAAAGCUAGAAUUGAAUUACGGCGCAGCUUAAUGGCUCUUGAUGCUGCUCGGAAGACAUUGCCUUAUAACUUUGAGUUGGCCUUGGUCCUGGCUGAGAUUAAGUUGGUUACUGAGUUGAUGGUGCUGACAAGCAGACUGGGACAAGCCUUAUGCAUGCAUGGGUCUAAGCCUGCACAAGGAAAGAAUCGCGACGAGGUGUUCCAUUAUUCGCCGGGACGAGUAGGAGUUGCCCACCUACCGCUGACUGUGCGAACGGAUCUUGCAAAUAGCUUGCUUGAAAUCCGCACUCAGUUUCAACAUGUGUGGUUAUCACGGUCGAUUCCAAGCACGCUGCCUAAUGCGUUGAAAAUGUUUGACAAUUUGUUCCGAUAUGAUGAGAGCAUUGUCCGGCUGGUUCUUCUUAAAACAUUGAUGGUUCUGCCAGGUAGCGACUUUGCACUCGCCAAAUGUCUCAUCGAUUCCAACCGCUUAGGAUCACAGGAGCUGAAACGAGUUCUAGACCUUGGAAGUGUACUCGAAGCCUGUGAUUUCGCCGUGUUCUGGUCGCUUAUGAAAGGAGAAUACAAGCCAAGCACGGAUAUUUCUGAGCCCUUCAAAAUUCCGCAAGAAGUGCCGCGUAUGAUAAAAGCAGUUGCUGGUUUCGAAGAAGCUAUUCGUAUUUAUGCGUGCAGAGUUAUUAGCGUAACGUUCCAAAACAUCGAGAAGUCGGUUCUGAGUCGUUUACUAGGCGGUGCCUCAGACAAGCAAGUUGCUGAGUACGCGAAAAGGUUUGGAUGGGAAGAAAAACCGGAUGGUGUUUAUUUUAUUGCCAAUCAUGAAGCGACGAUUCGUACAAGGAAUAUCGAUGAGAAGUUGCAGUUUACAAGUAAAUCCUUUACUUUCGUUCGUUUUCCUGUUGAAUUCGCGAUCCGAAUAUUGGACAUCUCUCAGCCCUUUUGUGGUGAAAGGCUUAGGUUAACAGUUACCCAUUUUCUUUGGGGCAAUCCAUCGUUGCCGAACUGUAACUCCUAUUUUCGUAGUCCCACCUCAUUAACCAGACAUCAGCGCUGUUGA